This is a messenger RNA of Porites lobata, 11177 nucleotides long. NCBI's taxonomy places the organism in Eukaryota, Metazoa, Cnidaria, Anthozoa, Scleractinia, Poritidae. The record is from the annotation of a GenBank genome assembly.
GAGCGUCUUGUGCCUGAUAAUGAAUCUAUCCUUACCACUCUGCUAGAGUGGGGCAGUGAUCUGGAAGAUGUGAAAUUUUACCUUCAUCGCAGAGAAGAAACACCAGCUUUUACCCAAACAUUGAAUGGUAAGAUUUGAGUCUAUUGAUGAAAUCCUAUGGCAGGGUUUGCAAAUACGCCAAAUUUGGCGUAUUUUACGCCAAAAUUGUUCAGAUGACUCCACAGAGGUUACGGAGGGAGUCACUUCGACUCCAGAAAUUUUCGGUAACAAACAGGGAGCCACUUUGACUCCAGAAAUUUUCGGUAACAAACAGGGAGCCACUUUGACUCCAGAAAUUUUCGGUAACAAACACAGUUUUGUCCUGACCUUUUUUCGCAACAAAUACAAAUUUCGUUAAUUGUAAACGUUGUAAACCUUAAUUAAAUCAUCAAAAUUAAAGAAUUAUACUGCACGACAAAACAGGGUAAAUUAUGAUCAAAGUUUACUCGAUGACCGCCAUCAUGGAUUUAAGCUUUCCAGGUCAGCGGACCGCCAAAGCUACUUCGUGUAUCCCUCAUGAUAGUGUAUACAUGCCAGGACCACGUGCUGGAAAGUCUGAAAAUGGCUUUUUUCGUUGUGAUACUUGACUCCAAAUAUUCCAAAAUGACUCCAAAAUUUGUGAAGCAGAAGUCACAGUGACUCCACUUAUCAAUAAAAUUUGCAAACCCUGCUAUGGUGUGACCAUUCAAAUGAAAGCUACUGAGCAGUACUUUCCUGUGGUGCUGUUUAUUAUGCUGUACAUGGUGGUCGAACUUUUGAGUCUGUGGAUGAAAUCCUAUGGUGUGACCAUUCAAAUGAAAGCUACUGAGGAAUACUUUCCUGUGGUGCUGUUUAUUAUGCUGUACAAGGUAGUUCUAACUUUUGAGUCCGUGGAUGAAAUCCUAUGGUAUGACCAUUCAAAUGAAAGCUGCUGAGUGGUACCUUCCUGUGGUACUGUUUAUUAUGCUGUACAAGGUGGUUCUAACUUUUGAGUCUAUUGAUGAAAUCCUGUGGUGUGACCAUUCAUGUGAACUGUCUUUGUAAGUACAGUCACAUAGUCCUAUUUGCUUUUCAGCAUUUUACCAAACAAAAUUUGGAAAUUUUGUCGAAAUUUGACUUGGGCUAAUUUUACUCUCUGUUUUGACUCCCCUUUCGCCAGUGAGUGACAGGCUGAUCUCCAAACUUGAGGCCCUGUGACUAUUCUCUGUCUCAUCCCCCACCAUCCCUGAUGAAUUUAACUUCUGGCAGGAUAGCUCAUUAUUUGCCAAGUUUCCUAGUCGCAUUCAUAUAAAGCUCAUUAAAGGACUAGAACUUGAACUCGUUUUGAAAGUCAGGGUCUUUUGGAACUAAGAAAUGGCCUAUUGAACCUUCUUUGGGCUUCUGUUUCCCUCCUUUCCACCAGCAUAGCCAUAGCUCCUCAAGGAAUAAUAAGACCAUACCAAGUUUGGGUUAAAAAUUCACCUUAAUUUGUAAAUUUUACUUUUUCUUUAACACAGGACCUGCAUUAAGCCACAAAGUUAAUGGUUUCAAAAAGGAAGUGCCAGUUUCCAGAGAUGUAGUAAGAGCAUUUCAGUUCACUUAAUCAAAAUAUUAAGUAUGAUACUGUUUGAUACUGUCUAUUAUACAGGGCUGUGCUCUAGCAAGAAUAUGGUGCCCCCCAAACACCCCCGCCCUUCCAAUCACUUACAAUUGACCACUCCAGAAAAUACCAUAACAUACCAUAAUGCUCUUUGUUUGUCACCCCCUUAGCUCAGUCUCCACAUUAAUAGGCUUUGACUCUACUGCAGAGAUUUUCGUUUGGGAAGGAGGGCUACCAUGUUCUUCAUUAUUUUCCUAAAACAAUUGCUGAGAGGAAAAAGCCCAGCUGUAUAGCAGAAUGACUUUCCCUACAACCUUCGUUUAUUUUAAUGAACACUUUUUCCUUUUUUUCUUCAGCUUUUAGGUGGCAGUAGAAUCUCUGUUGAUGAACUGAAAGAAUUUGCUGCAAGGCAGCAACAAGAGAUCAUAACCAAAGAGAGAGAACUUAAGACAAAGCAAAUACAACUUAUGGAAAUGAAGCGAAAGUCACAAAAAAGACCUCAGAACCCCUACCUCCAGCAGUUAACGGCCAAAGCAGAUGAACAAGGCGAGAAACUCACAGCAUUACGGAAAGUACAAGAUCAGGUCGAUUCUUACAAACUCAGCAAUAGUGCUUUGGGUAUGUCGGAAAUGAUUCCUUACGCUGACGUGCUUGUAUUUUCUGAUUUACUGUACCAACAGGGUAGGAAAAAGCCUGAAUCCCAGCUUGUCUUUUGGACAAGCAGCUCUCACAUUUUUGCUUGCCCAUGGUCAUUACUCUCUUGCCUCAGCUAAUAGAGAGCUUUAGAUUUGAGGACGAGAACAAACACGAGUAGGAGAUUAAACUCAAAGUUUUUGCGCGUGUUCUGAAAAAAAAAAAACACCCCGCAAAGCUUCAUUUUACCUUUUUUCACCACAAAAAGUUAGUACGGUAGUUUAUUCUUAAGAGGGUUAACCCCUCUCGCGAUAAAUUAUAAAACUUCAUACAUUUGAUAACUUGUUCCCGCCACUAUACGACAUUCUCGCAACAUUCUCGCUAAUAUAAAGCUCGUCAGCUGCUCGUAGUAGAUUGACGACGGCUGUCAAGUUUUCCCGCCAAAUGACGCUGGUUCACGCGUGAGCAAUACUCAGUAUUGAGAAAAUCUCGUACUCGUAGUCGUCCUCGUCUCAGAAUCUAAAGCUCUCUAAUGAUUUAGUUAACAGAUGACUGUUAUGAACACUUGCCCAUUGGACAAGUAACGUGAAAAAAUUACUUCUCCAAAAAGAAAAUCCACUGUCCCCGACGACCGGCUAGGACUGUACUAUCCAAGGGUGUUGUCCUUGGAGACAUGAAAAUUAGUUUUAGCUUAUGAGCAUCUGUUGGUGAUAACAUUCAAAUGAAGCCUCUCUUGCCGUGGUUUCAUGAGACGCGAUUUUCUGUUUUUAUAAGGGAACAGUUCCUCGUAAUGCGACAAGUGAAGAUUUAAACCCACGUUUUUGUUUACCUUCAUAAAGAUUAUUUAAGACUUGCAUUUAAGACAAGCGAUAUUUUGUCAAGGUUCGACUUUGGGCGAUAACCCUUAGUUACAUAGUCCUUGAAUAUACUUCGAGAUGAGAACAUUUUGCUUAAUCAAACGUCCGUUUUUGUUGGCCAGUUCUUAGCCUCUUGAACAGUGAAAGGUGCAAUUCGUUAAGUGUCUUCAGACUAAAUCAAGACAAUCACUAUGGCUAAUCAAGAUAUUAGCAAACUAUAGCCAAUCAGAGCUCGCCGCAUUUAUGUGUAGACGCCUCAAAGCCAGGGAAACACACCCAAGAGGAGUGUGGUUUCGAUUGGGGGAAAAACCAAAUGUUGCGAGAUUUAUCAACCAAUCAGAAAGAGUAAUGAUGUAAAACCAUAGCAACUUUUGUCACCCUUUUAAUUUAAAACUCUAACCGUGAUGUUUUGUUUUGUUUUUUUCGUUUUUUCUUGCUUUAGCUGAGGAACUGGAAUGUGUACGUUCCCUUUUCAUGGAAAAAGAAAAAGAACUGGCCAUUGCCGUCGCCAAGGUAGAAAGUCUUACACAACAGCUUGAUAAGCAAAGACAAGGAUGGUCUCAAACUUCACCCAGCCGAGAAAAAACGCAUCAACAGUUGGAGUUGGAAAGACUCAGGAAAGAACUUAUGGUGAGAAGGCGUGACAGUUGAACUUCUUGAGACAACAGUAACGCAAGUAUUAUAGGCUUGAGGGAGAAGGCGUGACACUUGAACUCUUAAGACAACAGUAACGCGAGUAUUAUAGGCUUGAGGGAGAAGGCGUGACACUUUAACUCUUAUGACAACAGUAACGCAAGUAUUAUAGGCUUGAGGAGGUAGCUAUAUUUACUAAAUUACGUUCUCGCCUCCGUUGGACAUAGCAGCGUGCGAAAAAGCGUCCACAUAGGCCUCGUCCACACGAAUCUGGGUAUUUUUUUAAACCCGAUAUUUUUUACACGAAUCAGCCUUCUGUCUACACGAACCCAGUGGAUAAGCUCACCGAAACCGCAUAUUUUUUAAAAUCGCUCUCCAGGGUGGUUACAGGCCCUUUUCUCGCUGUCCGCUUCGCGGCUCGCUCUCUCUUUCCCGACGAAAAAUUUCAAGGAAAACCUCUGGGACCAGUGUAGAUCCACACGGAUCCGGGUAAAAAAAAUAUGCGGUUUCAAACAUCCCCGGGUUAGUGUGGACGAGGCUUUAGUUUCUGUUUUAUCCAUGUGAACGCACCAAUGACAGUCAGAGUCUUCAUAGUCAAUAGCGUCACGGCUUAACUAACAGACAACCAAUCAGGUCAAUAACCAGAGUUUAAUACUAUCAACUGAAGAGAUACAACUCACUUUGACUUAGAAGAUGACUACCACACAGGUUGUCGAAACGUCAGUCACGGUCAACAACAACAUUCAUAUUUAGGACUACGAUCACCGGGACGAUCAAGGUCUACCAACUUAUUGCACAAACGUCUGUUAGUCAUUUUUACUGUCGCUUUAUUUUAUCUUAAUCGGAUAAUUCUUGCUCUGUUUUUGUAGACCCGGAAUGAGUUGAAUCACCAACAAAGCGUUCAGAUCCAGGCACAAAAACAACUUCUGGCGGAAAAACACAAGGAACUGUUCGAGCUCGAUGCUCAAAUUGACCAGCACACGGAAGAGUUGAGGCAGAAAAGGUCGCGAAACAAUUUCAUUAACCAUAACCAUAACCAUGACAAAAGCUCCUCCUUACCAUCCCCUCCAGGGGAGUUGGACUUCGUGGAAAUGGAUUAUAGUCACCUUCCUAACUUUACGAAAAGGACGAACAAAAGUGACGCUGUGGAUUCCAGCUCAAGUGCCCCAGUCACGUCUAGUUCCUUUCGGCCCCGUUCUCGAACCUCCAGCAAGCUAGAAACGUUACUUGAAGUUGAAGAGGAAAUCUCAGAUGGUCACGCAAGUAGCAGGUCUUCGACUGAGGAUCUUACUGAGGGGCCUGGGCCGCCAAGGAUGUCACGCGUGACCGCGCUCAAGUCACGCUUCGAGACGAACGCCGUUGAAAACCGUGGAGAGCAUCGUAGGGCAGCCGAUAGGCUAUUAAAUGGAAAGACUAAUUUUACGAAAGACACUUUUACACCUGGGAAGAUUUUAAAUAAUUCCCCCCGGCGCGUAGACCCGGAAGGAGUCGAGACACCCGAAUCACCUUCCCCUGAAAGACCUGGAUACGAUAACUAUGUAAAGGAGUUCUUGAGUAAUUCGCGCUUUGAAACGAAGCCAUAUGACAAAGAUUCAAAGACCAAACGCGAUAAUCGCCAACAGAGCUCGACUGUAGCUACGCAUUCAUUAGAUAUGAAACACAUUUCAAGUGAACCCGAUUUUCAAUCUGAAACGCCAUCGCUGAAUUCAGGGCGGACCACGCCCAGUGACGAGGGAGACAACUCCGGGCUAAGCUCACCGUCAUCGCUCUCCUCCUUCUCGUCCGCCUCUUCCAAUUCCGCUUCUCCUAAGGCCGCCAUGUUUGCACUUACCGGCGUUGUAAAGAAAGCCGAGAAAUCUACAGACGCUCACGGGCUAGUGAAAUACGAAAACGCGAACUUGGAUGGCCGUGCGUCGCCUUUAGAAGAUUGUCAAGAACCUCACAAAGCUAAAAAUCUGGAACCGUUACAAGUCGGGCCCACAGAGGGUAGUCGCGAAGGUUUAGAUGCGAGAGGGGCUUUAGGCAGCGAGUUAUUUCCUCUUCAUCAAAUUAAGACAGAAGGGUUACCCACCAGAAACGAAAAUGUGGAUUCUAUUGUACGGCCAACGGUGCUGGAUUUCUCAAGAGCUCGGACCAAAUUUAAACAUGAUGGCAAAACAGGUAAAUCACGUGAUGUAACCAGAAGUAACCAUGGUGAUAAUAGUGAUGAUGGUUGUCAAAGUAAUAAUGUGAAAGAACCUACCUGGAAACACGUAACACCAAUAAAUGAUACGGUUAAGACUGGCAAGAUACAGUUAUCUAGACUUCGGUAUCAGAAUGUUUCUGCAGAUCAAUUAAACCAGGACAUUAUUGGGGUAUCACCAACCACGUUGAAAAGAGACGAUGAAGAUCAAGCUGCGAAAGAGCACAGGAAAACUCAGUCUUUAUUGAACGGUGAUAGAAAGGAAACUUACACAAAUACCAACGCAUCGAGAUUGUCACAAGAUGCUUCUGGCACAAUUGGUUCUCUUCAGAAGAACGAACUUAGCGCAUCUACUUCAAAGUUACCGCAACCUGUUAGCGUGCCAAGCUUUAUUCAGAAAAAAGAAGUGGUGACUUUGUCUGGUCCUGGUUCAUCAAAUGUAACAGUACCAUUGAGACAUACAAAGAAAGCCGCUGUGUUUUCAACAGAGAACAAGAUGCGAAAACCUGAUCCCCCAUCGAGGCUGCCAGCAAAAUGCGUUGCUGAGACAGGUGAAGAAGUGAUAUUCUCAUCUAUUGAGGGUUCCGAAAAUAUGAUAGCGACGUCUGGGGAGUCAAAACGUAAGGCUCAGUUUUCCUCCAAGAAUAACCUGCUGAAAGAUGAACAAAACACUUCUUCGCCGAGAUUGCAGCGUAAUUCUGUUAGCACAAAUAGUCCUACCCAAACAGGAGACGUUUUAUCUUCUUCUAGUUUGCCUUCAGUGGAUUUGACCACACCUAUUGAAGAGUCAAGGGAAAAGAUAGAGGUUACAAUGCAGGACAACAUAGAAAAAACUGAAAUGAACCCGUCUGAAUCGAAAGUGCUAUUUUGUUCUCCUAGUAUGGACGGUUGUAUUCCAAACGGAGAGGAAGUAGUGUCCUCUGCAAGUUCCACACCGUCAAAUGUAGACAAAUUAUUUCACAGGCUCGGAGACGAAAAAGACGAGACCGAUAACGCAAAGGUACCUGAUAAAGAUACUCAUGUUAAACCUAGUUUUGGUCAAUCACAGCUUGUUCCUUUGACUUUAAAACCGAUAUCCUAUCGAGCAAAGAAACUAGCUGCCGAGCAGCAAGGUGAUGUCACUUCGGCUAAUCAAUCCCACCUCGUUCCGGUCAUGUCCAACUCGGUGUCCGUUCGUGGCCAAUCGUCUCUCACAAGGAUAACAGUUACCCCAUCUGCCUCGUUUUUCUCUUCGAAAGCCACGGAUGUUCCCGAGAUGCGUUCGCCAGUUCCGACGAGCAAACGACCAGCCUUUAUGAACCGAGACACUGGUCCUAGUUAUCCCGAAGUUAAAGAGUUGCCGAUGAGCAACGGUCCCGAUAAGGAGAUCGAUCAGGUCAAUAAUGGUGAAAAAGAAAUUGCGUCUUCAAACGGCUGGAUAGACAAUGACAAAACAGAUCUAACUCAGCAUGGGCAAAAACCAAGAAAUCUUGCAGGGUCUAACGAUGUGAAACAAGUUGUUUCAUCUUUUAACAUACGGCUGUCAAGCCGAAGUCUUAGAGCUGCGGAGACAAAAGAGGACGCAACACGUUCUCAGGAAAGCAGCGAAUCCAUCGCUAAAUCAUCCGGACUGUUAGUUACAGCAUCGAAAGUUGUCGGUCCCAGAAAAAUUAACUCCAGUAGCGGUUGGCUUGGUUCCGAAAAUGACCGAGUAAGUUUCGAAAAUGGGGGGCCAUUAUCUGGAAAUGGUGGGUUAAAUUCCGAAAGCGAUCGACCGCGCUUGGUAACGGACAAUCUGAAUUCGGGAAGUGGCAAAUCGUUAAAAAUCGAAGCUUAUUCCAGGACUGUGUUAAAUAAAAACACCGAUAAGGUGAAGGCUGGGCAAGUUAGGUUGGUGCAAAAUCAAGCUGCAGAUGAAAACAAAGCCUCGACUGUUAAGAAGGAAAAGACUGCAUUAAAGAGUUCGUUCAUAUUGGGUGAAAAAAGCAGUGGUGUUGAACCCUUGGAAGGAAUUCUUGUGGACAAUGACUCGGAAAUAAGGGGGAAAACAGAAGAGGCUUUAACAAAAAAAUAUUCGCCAGGAAAGGCAGCAGACGAUGCAGAAGCCAAUAGUUCGGGUGGGAGAGAUGCAGUUGCGUAUUUGAGGCAGGCAAUCAAAUCUGUGUCAGACCAGCUCCCUAGUGAUAGUAUGUUAAAACCUGCAGUUUUAAACAAAGAUACCAGUUUAGCACCUAUCAGUCAGUCAAGUUAUCCCACCAUAUCAGACCAGCCACCAGACAUAAACCCGUUGGUAUCAAAGACAACUGAAGACACUUCACCGAGGUACGAAGUAUUCUCCAAGGAAAGCGAAUCCGUAAAAGAAUUCCCUGAGGAAAGUCAAGGGAGUUUGCAAAAGGCGGAUAGAAAAAAGAAGGCGCGGCACGUCAGCCUCGAUCCACAUGCAGUGCUUUUAGACGCGGCGGUUGAGGGGGAGCUGGAACUAGUCAAGCAAAUUGUUGAAGAGGUGAGGAAUUUACUUUGUGCCAAAAUUGGUUGUGAAGUAACUGAGGAAACUAAAAAGCACAUUUCUAUUUUUUCAGGUUGACGAAACCAUGCUAACUCGCUUCCCACUAACAGAAUAUUGUUAGGACUUAAUGAGUAGACGCUAGCCUUAUCAUUGGGUAGAUGCUCUUUUGUUAGUAAUUCCCUCCUUCCCUUAGACUAGACAUCCCAGUGGGGGCUUCCUCUUCGACGCACCCCUUCAUUUUCUCCGGUGGAGUGCUCCGGCACAUCCUCCCGGUAAGCUCCCUGACGGCCCUUCUGGACUAUGCCAGGAAUUUGUUGCUUAUUUCUCUCCAUAUUCUUUGCCCGACGAUUCUAGAACGCUUUAACAUUCGUUGGUAAUUUCUCCCCGCCACUGUUACCCUGCAAGCGAGCCCUCCAUUUGAAGUGGUAAGCAAAACAAGCCGCAAACGAACGCGCCCCUCGCCCUCGCAUCUCCUAUCGUGUGCCGCCCGCACUUGACUUCUCGCGUUAUUUUCCAAAUGGAGAGCUUGCUCGCGGGGUACGCCACUGUCUCCACCACUUUUUACUUAGCUUUUCCUUAAGUUCUGUUUAUUUACAAAGGUGGAUGACCCCAGUAAGCCCAACAGCGAUGGAAUCACGGCUCUUCACAAUGCUGUCUGCGCAGGUCACGACGAAGUGGUGAAAUUUCUCGUACAAUACGGUUGUGAUAUCAACUCUCAGGAUUCACAUGGGUGGUAUGUAGCUUUCAUUUGAAAGGUCACACUGCAAGAUUUUUUCCACAGACCCAAAAGUUAGAACCACCUUGUACAGCACAAUAAACAGUACCACAGGAAAGUACUGCUCAGUAACUUUCACUUGAAUGGUCACACCAUAGGAUUUCAUCCACAGACUCAAAAGUUAGAACCACCUUGUACAGCAUAAUAAACAGUACCACAGGAAAGUACUGCUCAGUAACUUUCACUUGAAUGGUCACACCAUAGGAUUUCAUCCACAGACUCAAAAGUUAGAACCACCUUGUACAGCACAAUAAACAGUACGACAGGAAAGUAACGCUCAGUAACUUUCAUUGAAAGAUUUUAUCCACAGACUCAAGAGUCAGCAUAACAAACAGUACCACAGGUUGAUACAGUAGCCUUGUUUUGGUCAUGAUAUUAUCUUUCUUUUAAAUUUCAGCCAGAGAGCCAAAUUGCACAGUACUGCACAGUAGCUUUCAUGUGAAUGGUAAUGCCACAGGAUUUCAUUCACGGACCAAAAACGUUAGAACAACAUGGCUGGCAUAAUUGACUCUAGAAGUGAAUUAGCUUGAGUAUCGGGCUUUUGGGGGGGAGGGGCAAAGAAGGGAGCAAAAAGGAGAGAGAGAGCAACCCUUCCCUCCCCCUACCCUCUAAAAUCUACUCUUCCCUAUCCCCUAAGGUGGGCCUAAUACUCAGGCUAAGAGUGAAUGGGUCAACAAAUAUUUAGGUUUGGGGGAAAAUACCCACCUACCCCUCCCCUAAGCCAACAUUUUGCCCUAAGUGAGAAGUAAGUGUUAAUGUUAGCUUGGGGGAGGGGUAGGUAGGCAGUUUUCCAGAAACCUAAAUUGAUCCCCCUUUUUUACCCGCAGGACCGCUCUGCACUGCGCAGCCGCCAAUAAUGCGACAGACAUUGUGCGCUUCCUUGUUGAACAUGGAGCCUGUAUUCUAGCCGUCACCUCGUUGGAAAAGAAAACUCCGCUUCAGUGUUGUGAGCGCGGACAGCCGGGUUACUUAAAGUGCAUGUCAUACUUGAACGGUAAGCAUGAUAGAGCAUUGUGUUCAGUUAUGUUGAUGUGGGUUUUCAACGUUUAACUGGGACCAGUCAGGGAAAACCCAGUGGCGGAUCCAGGGUAGGGGCCCAGGGGGCCUGGUACCCCCCCCCCGGCUUAUUUUUAGACCAAACUGAGGCCUGAAGAGCCUUCCCGAAACAAUGGGAGGAUUAUUGCAUUUUGACUUUAACGUGAGCUGGGAGGCACCCUGGGUACCAGAGGUUUUUUCUCGCGUGCGACAAGGAGCUUCGUGAGCCGCGGGCCGACCCGUCUUGGGCCGAAGGCCGAAGACACGAGUGGCGAAGCCGCGAGAAAAAGACUUAACUGAAACCGGAAACCGCGCAGCCUCUGGCACCCAGGGUAGCUGAGAGGGAGAGUGGUGGAACAAAGUGGUGGGUUAUGCCUCGUGAGUUAUCAAAGUGGGUCAUUUACAAGUAAGUUACUGAAUCUUGAAAUUUAAAGAUUUCACAUGCCAAAAUGAAAUUUCAAUACUUGACAUGCCAAAUUUUGCAGUUUCAAGAUUUAAUCGGCAAAAUAUUGAAAUUUCAAGAUAUGAGAUGCAGAAUAUUGAACUUUGAAGAUUUCAAUCACAAACAUACCUUAUUUGUUGAACCACCGACUUAUGUAAGGUCAUCCAAUUCUAUUUUCUCGCUCAUUCCAGAGCGGGGAUGAAGUGACGGAUCUUAUCGAUUAAGAACGCCCUUAUUUGAGGCUACAAUGUUUGAUGUACUUUCCAAAUCAUUCUUUCUGUCUUAUCCAGAUCUGCAAGAAAACUUUGGUAUCAAUAACAACGGUCGCGUUCGUGCGCUGUAUUCGUACUCAGCUGACGAGCAAGAUGAAUUGAGCUUUGAGUGCAGUGAAGAGCUAACGGUACUGAAACGAGGAGACGCGACCGAGAGGGAAUGGUGGUGGGCCGAGAACAUGAAGGGUGAGACUGGAUACAUACCAAGAAAUCUGCUUGGGGUACGUAAUAUUAAUUUAAACGCAUUAAUAAGGAGCUUAAGCAAC